AUGAGGAAAUCGUUUAAUUACAAAGAGAGUUUCUUGCAUGGAAAAGAUUCACUGACAACUAAAAGUAGUACCGAAUCGCAGACAAUUCAUUGGACGCCAGAACUUUUCGGUCCUGUUUUAAAAACUCAAAGGAUAUCUUUUUCGAAGUCUUAUUACGCCUAUAAGAAAGACCGCCGAGCUAAAAUAAUAUCAACAUUUGUUCCUGACGAAUUAAUUUACAUUCGAGACUUGAGUAAAAAAAAAUUACACGAAUUUGUUGCCGUAAUUUUGCUCAUCGAAAUAUCUAACUUUCAUGACAUUUGGGACAAAUUUACCCCCACGGAAAAUGGCGCGAGUUAUGGAUUCAACUUUUUGUUGAACAAAUAUUUGGGACCGAUUAUUGAAAAUAUUUAUAUUUUUGACGGAGAUGUUAUCAAAUUAGAAGCCGAUGGAAUUUUGGGGGUAUGGAAGCUGCAGGCUUAUCAAUCAAUGUCGGAAAUCGUUGAAAAAGUUAUCCAAUGCGGAUUGAAAUCUCAGGAAUGCAGGAAAAACAUUUCAAUUUCUAUGAAUUUUCAAGUCAAAUGUAAAUUUUUCUUUUUUUUUUUUUAUACAUAUAGAAAAUGGGUUUUGAUUGGCCAGCCGAUAAUUGAAGUUGAGUUGGCAGCAAAGAUCUGCAAUUCCGGAGAAUUAAUUCUAACAAAAAGUACUUGGCAAUAUGUACCCCCGACAAAAUAUGAACAUGUUCUUGUGGACUCACAUAAUAUAAAAAUCAUAAAAGAAAUCGUACAGCCGAAGAUUGAAAAAAUAUCGAAUGAAUUAAAUGAAAGCAGACCUUCUUUGAUUGACGCCACGACACUGAAGUUAGGAGAUAAAUUGAACAAAUUUUUAAUCCCGUUAAUUAGAGAUGAAAUAUAUAAUAAUCGUGCCCUAGAACUGCUCACUCACAAACGACGGGUCUCAAUUUUAUCAAUAAAUAUAAUUCCAAUAAAAAGCUCAACUGAAACACUUGUAGAUUUGUGCGAUAAAUAUUUUCAUUAUCUCUACAAACUGACGGUCAAAUAUUUGGGAAUCAUCAACACAGUGACGGUUUAUCCGAAGAGAAUAUUUUUCUCUGUAUAUUUCGGUCUCCAGAGCGACUCGAGACUUUGCAAUAAAAAUGCUCUGAUUUGUGGUGAAAAAUUUCGUAGAAUUUUGGACAAUACUGAAGAUAUUAUCAAAUUGUCAAUUGGAAUUUCUACGGGGAUGGUAUUUUGUGGAGUAAUUGGCCAUGAAAUAAGACAAACAUUCGUUUGUUCGGGUUUGGCCUGUGAAAAGUCGGAAAAAAUUGUUGCUGUGGCCAGUAAAUUGUGA
Molecule: messenger RNA, 1329 nt
Organism: Microplitis mediator
Lineage: Eukaryota; Metazoa; Arthropoda; Insecta; Hymenoptera; Braconidae
Product: adenylate cyclase type 10-like
Exons: 8
Coding region: 1-1329 (442 amino acids)
Cellular component (GO): cytoplasm
Molecular function (GO): adenylate cyclase activity
Source: RefSeq, a predicted model, not a curated record